AUGCCGGGCAUCAACUCACCUCUGGCACUUCUCGCACUACUUGGAGUCCAGCAAGCAUUGGCCGUGGACGGUUCAUGGCAUGCUCCCAAUGCUACCGAUAUCAACAACCUUGACAAGGUCUUGGAUAGCGACGGUGUUUAUGGCUUCAUCUUCGACUCCUCUCAAACACCGGACAAGGAAUAUGGCAAAUACAAUUGGUGUAAUAUGCCACACACCCGCCCCAGAGAAUACCCAAAAGCCCCAAAGGAAUACAAGUUGCAAUACGUAGAAGUUUCCAACACCUUCCCUCAAGAAUCUUACCCUUGGGACUGUGAUGACGAAGGCUUGUUUUACUACGGUGAACCAAAGAAUGGCCGAAACAGUGCCAAAUCCUAUUGGAAGGGUUAUCAGAAUCCAAUAAAUCCCUUCCAGCCUUCGGGAUUUAAAGGAUCAUGCAGCUUUCCCCAAAUUUCAAAGGAAGGACUCGAUGAUUCGUGGCAGCAUGGGCGUGAUUUAUUUGCCGUUUACCAUAAGCUCCUGCGUUUUCUCCCACCUCAAUUGGACCAAAGCAAAGUCUCGUUUCGUGUGACCAACAACAUGAUCACUAGCCAAGUUGCAGGAAUGCUUAUCAAUGGAAUGUACGGCAUCAGAGGAGAUGUACCUCUCAGCAUUGAGUCCCCACAAACGGACUCACUUGAACCUAAAUAUUCCUGUCCAAAAUCGAGUGCUCUCUUUUCAGGUGCGAAGGAUGCCCCCAACACACCGUGGGCUGACCAUCUAGCCCGUACAAAGGAGUUUGUGGCAGAAUUAGACGCUAUUUCUGGCGUCUCUCCAUCCGACUCCGGAUGGCACUCCAGUUUCGACCACUAUUUUGAUAAUUUGUCAGCUCGUCUCUGUCACGCCAAGCCGUUGCCAUGCAAUAUCAAUGACACCUCGAAAUGUAUUACUCGGACUCAGGCUGAUAAGGUCUUUCGACUGGGCCAGUUCGAGUAUUCUUACAUGUAUCGCGACUCCAAAAGCUCUCUCCCUGCUAGCACAUCUAGCUUAGGUGUCUGGAUCGCAGAAUUUGCCCAGCAUCUUCGUGAUCAGGUAGCUGGAAAGGAUGGGAAGAUGCUCUAUAGACACAACGUCGCCCAUGAUGGAAGUGUUUCAAGGCUUCUAUCAAUUCUCCAGCUGGAUGUUAUGGUUUGGCCCGGCAUGGGCUCCGAGAUUGUCUUCGAACUCUACUCCAAGAAAAAGGAUACGUGGGGCCGUGAGAAAGAGUACUUUGUACGUGUUUUGUUCAGUGGCCAGGUCAUGCGCAGCUCCCACCCGGAUCUUGGCCUAUUGGAUAUGGUCCCUGUCCCAAUUCUUUUGUCAUAUUUUGAUGGCCUCGUUGGUGAAAAGGCAAGGUUGGUACCUGGACUUUGUGGGAAUUAG
Molecule: messenger RNA, 1398 nt
Organism: Trichophyton verrucosum HKI 0517
Lineage: Eukaryota; Fungi; Ascomycota; Eurotiomycetes; Onygenales; Arthrodermataceae
Product: histidine acid phosphatase, putative
Exons: 3
Coding region: 1-1398 (465 amino acids)
Biological process (GO): dephosphorylation
Molecular function (GO): phosphatase activity
Source: RefSeq, a predicted model, not a curated record